CCCGCUAACACACCGCGGCUGCCGCAGUCUUCCGGAGCAGGGCUAGAGCAUCCCAAGAUGUGCGGCGGGGCGCUCUGGGUGGCCCUGCCUGUGCUCUCCCUGCUGGCCUGCUCCGCGCAGGGGAAGCCACUGGAGAUCCGGGGGCGGGGGUCGGCCGGGGCAGAUGCCCGCCGCCUGCUAGGCGGGCCCGGAGGUGAGCGGGAGGGGGGCACCUUCGACCUGAGGAUGUUCCUGGAGAACAUGAAGGUGGAUUUCUUGCGCAGCCUCAACCUGAGCGGGGUCCCUUCCCAGGACAAAACCCGAGUCGAGCCGCCGCAGUACAUGAUCGACCUGUACAACAGAUACACCACCGACAAGACAUCCACCCCCGCAUCCAAUAUCGUGCGCAGCUUCAGCGUGGAAGAUGCCGUCUCUAUAGCCACCACAGAAGACUUCCCUUUCCAGAAACACAUCUUGCUCUUCAACAUCUCCAUUCCCAGGCAUGAGCAGAUCACCAGGGCCGAGCUCCGACUCUACCUCUCCUGUCAAAUUCAUGUGGACUCCUCUCACGAGCUGAAAGGAAACGUGGUCAUUUAUGAUGUUCUGGAUGGAGCCAAUGCCUGGGAUGCUUCUGGGAGAACCAAGACCUUCCUGGUGUCCCAGGAUAUCCGGGACGAGGGCUGGGAGAACUUUGAGGUGUCCAGUGCUGUGAAGAGGUGGGUCCGAGCAGACCCCACUAAGAGCAAAAACAAACUGGAAGUGACAGUGGAGAGUCACAGGAAGGGCUGUGACAAGCUGGAUGUCAGUGUCCCCCCCAGCUCCAAAAACCUGCCCUUCUUUGUCGUCUUCUCCAAUGACCGCAGCAAUGGCACCAAGGAGACCAGGCUGGAGCUCAGGGAGAUGAUCGGCCACGAGCAGGAGAGUGUGCUCAAGAAGCUGUUCAAGAACGGCCUGAUGGAGGCAGGGGAGAACAAGGACGAGGAGGAGGAGGAGGAUGUGCAAAGCCACAUGGCCGUGAGCUCGUCUUUGGCCAGACGGAAGAGGAGUGCCGGGGCCAACAACCACUGUCAGAAGACCUCCCUGCGGGUGAACUUCGAGGACAUCGGCUGGGACAGCUGGAUCAUCGCGCCCAAGGAGUACGAUGCCUUUGAAUGUAAAGGCGGCUGCUUCUUCCCCCUCGCUGACGACGUGACCCCGACGAAACACGCCAUCGUGCAGACCCUGGUGCAUCUCAAGUUCCCCAUGAAGGUGGGCAAGGCCUGCUGUGUGCCCACCAAACUGAGCCCCAUCUCCAUCCUCUACAAGGAUGACAUGGGGGUCCCCACCCUCAAGUACCACUAUGAAGGGAUGAGCGUGGCCGAGUGUGGGUGCAGGUAGUGCUGGCCCGUGGGUGGGGGAGGCAGGGUGGAGGGGGCUCCUAGUGAGAGGUCCUGUGUCCUGCUGGGCAUGACAGAGACUAAGUCCACCUGGGUGGCAGCCUGGAGAAGGAAGGCGAGCCACCAGGUCCUUGCGGUAAAGACCUGCUCUCCCUCUCACGGCCCACCCCAAGCACACACCACUGGGUUGAACUGCAGGGGAGGGGAUGCCAACGGGC
This is a messenger RNA of Physeter macrocephalus (sperm whale), 1573 nucleotides long. It is a transcript of the gene GDF2, whose product is annotated as growth differentiation factor 2. The transcript is spliced from 2 exons. The record is from RefSeq and is a predicted model, not a curated record. Gene Ontology annotation, cellular component: extracellular region. Gene Ontology annotation, molecular function: cytokine activity; growth factor activity. Bases 58 to 1356 code for a protein of 432 amino acids. Gene Ontology annotation, biological process: BMP signaling pathway. NCBI's taxonomy places the organism in Eukaryota, Metazoa, Chordata, Mammalia, Artiodactyla, Physeteridae.